AUGACCACACGCCUCAAUAUGACCACACGCCUCAAUAUGAACAGACACCACACGCCUCAAUAUGACCACACGCCUCACUAUGACCACACGCCUCAAUAUGACCACACGCCUCACUAUGACCACACGCAUCAAUAUGACCACACGCCUCAAUAUGACCACACGCCCACACAACCCACUAUGACCACAAGCCUCACGCAUCAAUAUGACCACACGCCCCACUAUGACCACACGCAUCAAUAUGACCACACGCCUCACUAUGACCACACGCAUCAAUAUGACCACACGCCUCAAUAUGACCACACGCCCCACUAUGACCACACACCUCACUAUGACCACGCGCCUCAAUAUGAACACACACCACACGCCUCACUAUGA
Molecule: messenger RNA, 375 nt
Organism: Knipowitschia caucasica
Lineage: Eukaryota; Metazoa; Chordata; Actinopteri; Gobiiformes; Gobiidae
Source: the annotation of a GenBank genome assembly